Molecule: messenger RNA, 4476 nt
Organism: Trichoderma citrinoviride
Lineage: Eukaryota; Fungi; Ascomycota; Sordariomycetes; Hypocreales; Hypocreaceae
Exons: 6
Coding region: 1-4476 (1491 amino acids)
Molecular function (GO): protein binding
Source: RefSeq, a predicted model, not a curated record
AUGGCAGCUAAUGGAGGGGAGAAGAAAGCAGUGCCAGAAGACUUGGAGAAUGAUGAUCGCGAUGUUGCCGACCUCUGGAAGCAGGCUCUCAAGCAGUACAGGGGCAUUGUGGGGUUUGACCUGCAGCCCAAAUUCAACAGUGUCCAAGACAUGAUCGACUUCGGAACCAAUGAGAUGAACUCAUUCCACAAGUUUCGACACAACAGCAAGAAAGUGGACAAGCUGCGCAGCCUUUUCGCGGCUAAUAUUGACUAUAUCGAGAAGGGGGCUCAGCAACUCAUCAGCGCGGCUGUUCCUGCAUUCCCUCCAGCGGCUGCGAUUGGCACCGCAAUCACAUAUCUUCUUUCGGCUUGCAGACAAGUGUCGGCAGAUUAUGACGUCGUUGUCGUCUUCUUCGACGAUAUGAAUAGCUUUCUGCAGCGCAUAGUCAUCUUGAAGGCUCGCCUGCCAUCACACAAGGCUUACCAGAACUGUCUCAUGGACGUCUUUACGUCUUUUCUGACAUUGACUGGCUAUGCACACAAGUAUAUAGAACUUGGCCGUUUCAAGAAAUGGAUCACCAACCUGAUUGAGGGUGAAGAUAGCGACUUGGGUGGUGCUCGGAAGACGAUGGAUAAAAAUCUCGCCCGGCUACAAAAUGCCACAGAGUUUGCCAUCCACGGUAACAGUGAGGAACUCAAGAAAAUGAGUGCUGAGCUGCAAAUCAACCAGAUUACACACAGACAGAUGCUGGAGGAGCAGAAGGUGAUUAUGUUCAAUAUCAGCCAAGAUACUGGGAGUAUUCGCAGCGAUGUUGCCAAGCUGCUCAAGGCGUUUACAGAACAGAACGCAAAGCAUGACCACAAAGGGAAGCCAUCCAAUCAAGACGCGGGAAAGCCAGCUUCUGCAAACCAAGUUCGAAACAGGAUGCCAGAUAUUGAGGGAGAGGGCCAUGAGUAUAAGGUCCUGAAGGAGACGCUAAUCCCGGACACCUGCACUUGGGUCUUUUCUGAGCCUGGGUGGGAGGCAUGGAUCAAGCAAGACGGAGACACCACUGUGCUCAAGCCAAUCCUUGCCCUAUCGGGACUGCCUGGGACUGGCAAAAGCCAUCUUGCGGCAUCGGUAUACGACAGACUCUACAGCAUCGCGCGAGAGGACGCAGCCCAGCGUACCUGUGCAACCCAGUUCUACUACCGAGAGCAGCGUAGAGACCUUGGCUGGUUCAAGAGCGGUUUGAUCAGUACUAUUACUCAGGUGGUGGACCAGAGCGUGCCUCUUUGCGAGAGGAUCAACGCAGAGAUGGUCCGCGACGAGGUUGCGUAUAACGUUGAUGUUUGGAGAGACUUGCUGCUCAAGAUACUCGGUCCAGCGUUCAGCAAGGACUCUACAAACCAUCUUUUCCUCCUUUUUGACGGCUUGGAUGAGAUGUCUGACUUUUCUGAAUUUCUCGAGUUCGUUAAGCUUGUCAGAGAAAGAAAGUUUCGAAUGACGAUUGUCGUCACGACUCGCCCCGAUCUUCUCCAACAACUAACCGAAAAGUUCGAGGUUCGCACCAUUGAAGUUGCGAAGGAAAAGCAACUGCAGGACUUCAAGACCCUCGUGUGGCAUCGAAUCAACAACAUGAACUACCUGAAGAAGUUCUCACGUUAUGUUCAGCAGAGAAUUGCAGAAAAGGUGGAAGAAGCAUCGCCGAGCUUGCUGUAUGCUGAACACACUCUGGAUAGGCUCAACUCGCUCGGGCGCGAGGGAGCUGUUCUUCAGGUGCUUGCGCGUCCAAUGCCUGAAACAUUGCAUGGCGUAUACGAAAUUAUGCUGGACGAAUGCCAGCGCCGAAUGCCCGUUGCUCACCAGCAGAUUGCCUCCAAGCUGCUCCAUUGGAUUGCCUUUGCAUAUCGCGUUCUGACUCUCGAUGAAGUAACAUCGCUACUGGUGUAUCUCUCCAAGGAUGACAGCUUUGAUCUCGAAGAGAUUCCCGAGGUUGCCUCCAAGUUUCUCCAGAUGUACAACGAUGGUGCUCUACCCGUCAAGUUCAAAGAGAGAUCGAUGCGGGCAUUCUUCAGAGAUGCCACCAACGGCAACUCUAAGUGGCAUUUGAAGGCCUCGGAGGCACAUCGUCAAAUACUCUUGGCCUGUGUUGACCUUGUCAAGCCAGAGCCUCUUGGACCGGGCCACACAAUCAACGACGGCCUGAGGUUGUACGCUGCCUAUCGUCUGAUCUCGCAUUCCUCCCUACUGGUGUGGGAGGACUAUACGAUUGAAGAGAAAGCAGAGGUCAUGGAAGGGUUGGCCGUGGCUCUUUCGCAUACUGACUUCUCAGAAACACUCAGUCGCACCGGAAUGACCUAUAAUAGAAGCAUCAAGAGUGUGCUGAAUGGCAGGAUGGCUGUCUGGGCCGAGUCUCUCAAGGUCCCUGGGAUUGCAUCUCUCUUGAGCUCCGAUGCGGUUGCAUGGUGGGCGGAUGUUGCCGUUGAUUCCCGGAGGUGCAGAUAUGGAAUGGUGAAGGGAUACGUCCGGCGCCUCUAUGCUGCGGCUAAUCGUGAUGAGGCGCUGACUGCGUAUAAGCUCAUCUAUGGGCUUUUAGGCACUUCUGGGCUUGACCAUCUCCUUGUUGACAGCGCAAAAAAGAACUUUCCGGACGAGGCAUCAGCGCCAGAGACUACAGAUGCCGAUACACUUCCGGACGAUAACGAAGAUGCUGACAAUCAAGCCAUGGAAGAGCUCGGAGAAGAAAGGAGUUCAUUAGGCUUACCGAACAUCUUCAGCGAAAUCGAGAUGGAUGCAACGGCUUAUCGAGCGGUGGGAGAGCUUUUCUUGAACUACGGCUUUUAUAAGCCGGCUGAUUCGAUGUGCAAUAAAGCAUUCGAGCUCUGUGGUUCCAGGAAUAACGAUACGGAGAAGUUCAAGACAUCCAUUUUAUACUCCAAAGUCUUGUGGAAGCUACAGGAGAAGGAUAGGGCGUUCGAAACUAUAUCGGAGUGUGUCAAGCAUAUCGAGACAGCCGACGUCCCUACUUCACUGAAGCGAUCAACUCUCUUGGCAAAGGCAGAGCUUGAGGGAAAGCUCAGGAUGCGAGACGCCGCGGUUGAGUCUUAUGCCAAGGCAAAAGCAGUUGAUCCUACAGGGACAACUUCCGGAGAUGCCCUUGAGGGAGAAAUCGAGCUUUUUGAGAAGGUGGCUGAUUAUGGUGGAUAUUUUCGGACGCUGAAGAGCUGGAGUGCUAUUGAUCGGCUUACUUGGAUGGCGUGGAGCUAUUGUAAUCAGGGACACGAGCGACAUGACAAGCUUCGCUCUCUCGCAAUUAGAGAGGGCGAAGUCGACUUUCUCAUUGAUGCCUACAAGGAGGCUAUCCAAUUCCUUGAUCGGCUCAACUCUGGUGCUCCGCUGCGCCUUGAGUUGGCGGUGGCCUAUUUCAGAGCGAAGGGAGAUUUGGAGAAUGCUCGCAAGACCCUGGAUGAGAUAUUUGCCGGCACCUCGAGCGGAUACCCUUAUUCUAUCACUGACGAGGAGCCACAGACAAUGAUGCAGCGACUGGUUGAUGUCAUGUCUGACGUUCUGUACGAGAUUUUCCGGGGCUCGCGAGAUCCCAAGGUCAAGCUGGAAGCCCUUGAGUCACUCAAAGGCAUGAUGAAUAGGCCACUGUCUUUAUCUGUGCCCAUCUAUACGGAUCUAGACCUGGUCUAUCGUCGCAUUGUUCUUGCGUCAAUGUGCUUGAAGGUGGGCCAGGCAUGUGAGUUUCAGGAACGACUUCAAAGCGUCCUGGAUGACUGCUUUGCUGGGCUCACCGAUAAGGUAUCGUGGAACGACGGACAAAAUUUGGAAAAGCUGGCGCAUGCCUUAAUGGUGCUGAGCAAAGCCGUACCGGAUGGACAAGAUAUCCAGCGCUAUGCGCGAAUCGUGAUAUCAGCAAUGUUCUCUAAAAUCACACAUGCGACAGAUGAGGAGCUCAAGCUGUUGGAGAUGGUAAACCAGUUUAGCGAUGGAAGCGACGAUGAGAGCGAUGACGAGAACACUGAAGACACCGAGUCCGACGGAGUAGUAUCUAUCAAGCGGGUUGGGACGGUUGAAGGAGUGGCACCCUACGAAACCUCGGCCACUAUCAGGAGCGGCAAGAGGUCAUCGCCGAGAGACGAGGGAGAUCUGGGCAACCCAAACAUUGUUGGGUGCAGUUGCGACGGCGGCAUCUGCAAUCCCGUGGCUGUUUUUGCCUGGUGGGGAGAUUCUGUCGUUCAUUAUUGCGCAGACUGCUCAAGCACUCUGAUUUGUGAGCUUUGCUACAACGCUCGCCUUGAUCCUGAGAAGGUGGGGUCGCCUGCUGUCAUGCAUUUCUGCGAUAAGAGGCACAAUUACAUCAAGUUGCCUGUGGAGGGAUGGCAGGGGAUCAAGGAUGGAGUGAUGAGAUUGGAAGGGGAGGAGCCAAUCAAAUUUGACGACUUUUUGAAGCAUUUGCAGACUGAGGGUUGCCGAGACGCCUGGGAUCGGUUUUGGGCUGGAGCGUGA